Molecule: messenger RNA, 741 nt
Organism: Podospora anserina S mat+
Lineage: Eukaryota; Fungi; Ascomycota; Sordariomycetes; Sordariales; Podosporaceae
Exons: 3
Coding region: 1-741 (246 amino acids)
Source: RefSeq, a predicted model, not a curated record
AUGGAGGUGUAUUAUGGAAUCAACACUGAAAACAGGGAUAAUACUAUCUGGUCAACCCGAAGACUAUAUCUUCGUCUCUUAGAAACCUUCCCCAAAUUUGUCCACGACUUCCAAGCGAAGUGGAACGACUGGCAUCAAGCUAUCUCGGCUGACGACUCAUCAACAUGGUCGUCAGUCCCUUCCUUCACAGCCCUCACCGCACUCGGUCCCCAGAUCAUACCUCUCGUCGUCUACCAGUUGGCUCUUGACCAAAACGACAAGACGGCCGUACAUCUCUACUUAGCCCUGGGACCUGACAGCUCCUACCUACUUGACGUUCUCGAAAAUGAAAAUUCCCCUGGGUUGCAGAUCUUGCGCGCCUCCUUCGACCGCAACAGGGCGGUACGCAACGCUCUCGCCGACUGGGCCGAAUAUUGCGAGCGAGUUUCCCGCCACAGCUCGUCAAGCAUAUAUACCGAGUGUGCUGAGUAUGAGACCUUGGUCAACUUUGGGGAGAGUAUUAUCCCGCAUGUAAUGUUGCAAUAUGCGAACGAUAUCAAAGUCCAGAUUGAACCAAAUGCGGUCUCACGUGCGAGUGGUAUUGGCCGGGGUGUGCUGUUCUGGUAUGAGCUGCUUCAUGAGCUGGUGUGGGGCUGUAAGACGGGGGGGCAGACGUGGGUGUUUGAGGAUGUGUAUAAUCGGUGGGAGGGGUGGUUUCAGGGGGGAAGUGGUGUUGGAGGGGCGCCUAGGUAUCGUGGGUAG